AUGGGGGAAACUGAUGGCGACCGCAAACGCCCUGCCGAGGAUUCCGCACAGGCUGCGGAUGCCGCUGUGGAGACGGCGUCCAAGCAGACGGAGAGGCCCAGGAAGCGCAGGAGUGGCUGGGACGAUGUUGGGGAUGGCACGCAGGCACUGCCUGCAGCGCCGCCCACGAUCCCCAUGUCUGUGCCUCCUGGCGCAGCAGUGGUCGAGUUCAAGGUGGAUCAGGGCGUUGUGGGAUUCCUGAUUGGCAAGGGCGGCGAGACCUUGCGGAGUAUGGAAGUCAGCAGCACCGCGACCAUCAAGAUCGACCAGACCUCCAAGGAGAUGGGGUACAGCAUGGUCCGAAUCACGGGCUCUGAACAGGCGGUGGCCGUGGCCAAGGCGCUCUUGGACGGCCGCAUCAGCGAGAAACGCACGAACGUCCAGUCCAACCGCCGUGAGGUGCCCCACGACACGGGGAAUGGCGCCGUUGGUUGGGAGACGCAAAUCGAGCAGUCUGCCGUGGGGUUCUUCAUCGGCAAGCAGGGCGAGUACAUCAAGCGGAUACAGGCACAGACGGGUGCCACUGUGGUAAUCGACCAGGAGACGAAGGACUAUGGGUACAGCAUGAUCCGAAUCAUGGAUGGGCCAGGCUUGCGAGAAGCUUCGGAGAUGGUGAAAUACAGGUUGGAUCAGGUGAAGGAGGCAGCGGUGCAGCGCGCGCCUGCAGGUGAGUACGAGGAACUUUCAGUUCCUCAAGGCCAGGUGGGAGCAAUCAUCGGCCGUGGGGGUGAGACCUUGCGGCAGAUCAAAGCCGAGAGUGGUGCAAUCAUUGUGUUGAGCCAGGAGACCAAGGGACAAGGUUUUAGCACUGUCCGGUUUGCUGGAAGCCAAGAGGCGGUUGAGAAAGCAAAAGACUUGGUCCAGCAGAGACUGGCCGAGCGAGAGACAUGGGGAAACUGGGGAGGUGGUGGUGGUGGCUCUGCUGGUGUUCCUGCUGGUGGCAAUUGGGGCGGCAACUGGCAGUAUGGCAAAGGUGGUGACUUUGGCAGUGGCAUUAACCCCCCUCCGCCACCACAUGGCAAGGGCACCAAAGGAAACGACGGAACCUGGGGUGGACUCAGUGGACUUGGACUCAGUGACGACUGGGGCAAUUCAGGCUGUUCAGGCUGUUCAGGCUGUGGAUUUGGAGAUGGCUUGGGACACCCUGGCAAUGACCUGGGUCAGGGCUUCUCCGAUCCGCCUCCCCCGCCCCCUUCAUUUCCUUCCGACACCUUCAGCCAAGGCAGCCAAGGCUGCCAAGGCUGCCAAGGCUGCCAAGGCUGCCAAGGACUCCAGCCCAUGGCUGCACACGCACCUGGCGCUCCUUGCGGCUGCGGAGCGCCGUGCGGCUCCGCGCCGUGCGGUUCCUGCGGAGGGCCUUGUGGACCUUGCGGAGCAUGUGGGUCCUGCGGGUCCUGCGGGUCUUGCGGGUCCUGUUGCGGCCCCUUGCCAGGCCCAAUAGCCGCCCCCUUGAAUGCGCCACCCUUGGGCGCCGCGCCUUUGCAGCCCUUGAAUGCCCCGACGAUGGGGCAGCCCCUGCAACCACUGUUACAGCAACCCGUCCACCAACUCGCCCAACAACUGCCGCAACCGCUGCAGGCCCCACUCCACUAUCCAAGCCAUCCAAGCCCACUCCAACCACCGCCGCCACCGUCCCUUCAAUCCCUGCAGCCGAUGCCAAUUCAACAGCAACUGGUCCUUCCCGUUUCGUCACUUCAAACACAACCCCAACUCUCACAACUCUCACUUGGUCCUUACCAAAUGCCGGGCUUUGCGUGA
This is a messenger RNA of Symbiodinium natans, 1797 nucleotides long. The record is from the annotation of a GenBank genome assembly. NCBI's taxonomy places the organism in Eukaryota, Dinophyceae, Suessiales, Symbiodiniaceae.